Molecule: messenger RNA, 871 nt
Organism: Capsella rubella
Lineage: Eukaryota; Viridiplantae; Streptophyta; Magnoliopsida; Brassicales; Brassicaceae
Exons: 4
Coding region: 111-731 (206 amino acids)
Biological process (GO): sphingoid catabolic process
Cellular component (GO): endoplasmic reticulum
Source: RefSeq, a predicted model, not a curated record
UGUUUGGUGACAACCUUUUGUUUUCUAAUUCGAUCUUCUUCCUCUGACAAAAACACGUAUCUCUAAUCUCAUUCCCUCUUCCUCAGGAGAAACAAAUCUCAAUCAAAACCAUGAGUCGCAUGAUGGGAUUGCUCGAUCUCGAGAAACACUUCGCCUUCUACGGUGCUUACCACAGCAAUCCCAUCAACAUUGUAAUCCACAUCAUCUUCGUUUGGCCGAUCGUCUUCACAGCUUUGCUUCUCCUCCACUCCACGACCCCUAUCUUCGAUCCUUCUCAAUUAGGGUUGUCUCAAUCGUUGACCCUCGAUGGCGUUCUGCGAUUUAACCUUGGGUUUAUGUUCACCUUGGUGUAUGCUCUGUUCUACAUCUGUUUGGAUAAAAAAUCUGGUUUUGUAGCUGCCCUCAUGUGUUUCUCUUGCUGGGUUGGUUCUAGUUUUCUCGCUGUUCGAUUAGGAGCUUCUCUUUCCUUUAAGGUUGGGUUAGCAUCUCAGCUGUUGUGUUGGACCGGACAGUUCGUUGGCCAUGGAGUGUUCGAGAAACGAGCACCUGCGCUAUUAGACAAUCUGCUUCAAGCUUUUCUCAUGGCUCCUUUCUUCGUAUUGCUCGAGGUUCUUCAAUCAAUUUUUGGUUAUGAACCAUAUCCCGGUUUUCAAGCGCGUGUGAACGCCAAGGUAGAAAAUGACAUUAAAGAAUAUAGAGCAAAGAAGCAGGAGAAGAAUAAGACGACAUAAGAUUGGAUUGUAAUACUGAAGAACGUGUACCCAUUGUCCUGUUUCUGUAACCGAAAUGAUAAUAAGACCACGAUGGAUUGAUGGAUUUGUGUGUUCACUAUUCGUCUAAUAUAUUGAAAAUUUGCAGUAAGUUUCGGUCA